AUGUCUCUCAAGCGUAGCUACGAACCAGCACAAAAAACCUCAGAACACGAUGAAGCGCUCUCCAACCUCUUCGAAUCAGGUCAAAUCCUCGAUCGGGCCUCCAAGUUCAUAGGACUAUUCUCACCUGCCACAGAUACACCACCAAAAGUGCUCCAGCAACAUCCGCCUUUUCAGAAAGCCACACACCGGAUUCUAGCAUGGCGCCUGCCGUCUCGUCAACAGACGGUACAAUUCGAAAAAAGUAAGAAUCAGCAGAGUAAUCCUUCCAAGAAACCGCUAGUCUACGACACAGGUUCCCUCGAUGACGGUGAGAAAUACGCCGGCAAGAAGCUCGAAAAGUUGUUGAUCGAACUCGACGUCGUGGGAACCGUCGUAGUCGCGCGAUGGUACGGUGGCGUGAUGCUCGGCCCCGUCCGCUUCGACCACAUAGUUAACGCGGCAAAGGAAGCAAUAUUAAAGUACCAAGAGUCUAUCGCUAUCACUGCCGACCACGACACCUCUCUACCUUCCAAGAAGCCAAAGACACAAUCAACAGAGAACGAAGUCCUUACACCAGAGCAAGAAGCCGAGCAAAAGGUCCGCCUCGUAAAAGCGCUUACUGACAGAGACAACAACAUCGUCGUGCUACGGCAAUUACUAGCACAGAAGAAGACGAAGAAGAAGGCAGAAACCACCUCCACCACUCAGUCCGAAUCACCUCUAAAGUCGUCUUCUUCACAAACACCAAAACCACUACCCGACUAUGCAGCAAUGUCCUUGACGAAACUAAAACAACUGGACAAGGCACGGGAUACAACCAUCUCCUGGAUAUUGAAACAGAUUGACGAAGCUGAAGGUUUACAAACACCAACGUCGUCUAUAGCGGAGACUUCUGAGCAUUAA
Molecule: messenger RNA, 882 nt
Organism: Lithohypha guttulata
Lineage: Eukaryota; Fungi; Ascomycota; Eurotiomycetes; Chaetothyriales; Trichomeriaceae
Exons: 1
Coding region: 1-882 (293 amino acids)
Biological process (GO): regulation of translational initiation; GCN2-mediated signaling
Cellular component (GO): cytoplasm
Source: RefSeq, a predicted model, not a curated record